Messenger RNA from Diutina rugosa, 672 nucleotides. It is a transcript of the gene MED7, whose product is annotated as mediator complex subunit. Bases 1 to 672 code for a protein of 223 amino acids. The transcript has a single exon. Gene Ontology annotation, biological process: regulation of transcription by RNA polymerase II. Gene Ontology annotation, molecular function: transcription coregulator activity. The record is from RefSeq and is a predicted model, not a curated record. Lineage: Eukaryota; Fungi; Ascomycota; Pichiomycetes; Serinales; Debaryomycetaceae. Gene Ontology annotation, cellular component: mediator complex; core mediator complex.
AUGUCAGACGACUUAAUUCUGUCACUUUACCCGCCACCUCCCCCUUACGUUAGGUUCUUCACUGACGAGAACAAAGAAAAACUCAAAGAAUGGCAAAAUUCCGAUCAUGAUCCUGAUGCUCAGGCUCCUGGUGAACUCCGGUUUCUUGUGCCGCCCAAACAACCAGAAGGAACCCACUAUCGAGGGUAUGGUAACGUCUGGUCUUUUGAAGACAAACUCCCAUCACUCAAAGACACUGAGUGGGAUCAGUUAUACCCUGCCAAUGACGAGACUAUAACUCUGGAAACAAAGAUAUCUGAACUUCAUAAGCUCGUCGAUCUGCUUCUUCUAAACUUUUUGGAGUUAAUCGGCAUAGCAUCCAUCGAUCCAAGCAAACUGGAGCCGAAAAUCAAAGAUAUAUCAUUGAUUCUCAUCAACAUCAAUCACCUACUCAACACAUAUCGACCCCAUCAAAGUCGCGAGAGUUUAAUCAUGGUGCUUCGCAAGCAGAUAGAGCAAAAACAGAAGGAGAUGAAAGAAAUUGAUACAGUCACCGAAGAAAUACGACAACGUAUUUCUAAGCUAACAUAUCUCGAUGAGUUGCCUCAGGCAACGUCGCCUCGAGAUUCCUAUCAUGAACCAGUCGCCGACAGCAAACUUCAAAUUAUUAACCAAUUGCUAGCGGAUAUUUAA